CACUGAUAUAUAAUGUAUUCCUGUCGCAGGGUGUUCGGUAUUGAUCAGGUAGGGAAUAGUAGUCCUGUAUGACAGUCCAUAUAUCCAAGAGUGUUAGCACAAGUUCUAGUGACCCGUCUAUGUGGAAUGUCUAGAUGUUGGUGUAUGAAUAAGUAGCUGCAGCAUACACAGCAGAGCAGGGGGCCAGUGCGCACACCUCAGUGCCCGGUGAUGAUGGGAAGCUGCAGCAUGCACCCAUGUCUAUGAGCCCCAGCACUGUGCUAUGUGACACCCAAGUAGGUGCUGCAGAGGCUGCUCCAGUCAUUUGUCUCCCUUGCCUUCCUCCUGUGCCUCCACCUCCCGAGCUUCCUUCCCCUUCUUCUCCUUCUUCUUCUCCUCAUCCAGCCCAGCGCUGCCAAUGCGCCAGGAUAGAGGGAUCUGGGUGCCGGGGAUGACGCAGAAGAGCGAGCUCCCCCCAAAAAGUGUUUCAGGACGAAGAUGGCGGCAACUUAGCAGCACAGGACCAAGAUGACUGUGGCCAUCGGGAGGCAAAACCCAGGGUAUUCCGCCCAGUUCCACAAGGAGAAGACGCCCGGUUGAUCAGCUGCAGUCAUUGAGAGGAAGGAAGGGCAGGGAAGAGGCAUGCAGGCAGGGGCAAGGAGGCAUCUCUGUGGAGCAGGGCUAUGGGCAGCCGUGCUGUGACAAUGCCCGGGAUCCUGUCUACCUACCCUCUAAGUGGAUGGAUCUAGCUGAUCGCUGCUCUGCAUAAGGAAGACAAGGAAGGCAGCAAACAAGCCAAUCAAUCCUCAAGUCAAUGACUUUUGUGGUCACCCUUGCCAAGGAGCCCUCACGGUGGAGUCCUCCAGAGCAGCGCCUUCCCAAAAUAUGACCAGGGGUGCUUGGAUGUGUCGGCAGUUUGAUGACAGCUCCAAAAUCUGGUGUGCACCCCGGGAGAACGAGAAACCUUUCACUGAUUCAGAGAGGGCUCAGAAAUGGCGACUGUCUUUAGCAUCUCUCUUGUUUUUCACAGUUCUGCUUUCUGAUCAUUUGUGGUUCUGCGCCGAGGCCAACUUGACAAGGACCAGAGACAAAGAGCAGGGCUCCUUAAUAGUGUCACCACCACCACCACCAUCAUCAUCAUCACCUAGCAUGGCGGAUCGACUCCCUUCAGCGGUGGAAGGACAUCAACUCUCACCUACCCUUCAGUCAUCUCAAGAGAGUCCAGGCAAAAAAGCUAUUUUUCUAGGAAAUUCGACCAAAACUCUGCUAGAAACCUGUCCCCCCCAUAGGACAUUCGGUCAAUGUUAUGUUGUUGAUGAUGCCCAGUCUGUCUGUAGGAACUUGAGUGAGGGCUCGUGGAGUAAGCCUACUCACUUUAACUUGAGUCAUUUUUACCUUCCCUUUUGUAAUUCCUAUACACUUUCCGAUUUGUUCUCUGGGUUCUCAAAUCCGGACACUUUGAACUGUAGUGAGGAGAUGGUGGAGAAUGGGGAUGUCGCUGGUUGUAGACGUUGCGUCCAGACUUAUAGGGGCUAUGACCAGAAUGCUCAGGAGAAAUACCAAGAAUUCGAAGUUUUGCUACAGAAAUAUUUACAAUCGGAUGAGUAUUCGGUCAAAUCCUGUUCGGAAGACUGCAAGAUAAGCCAAAGGAAGGCCGAAGAUAUGAAGAAAGGGAUACUGUCUACAAGUCCUGGCUAUGUUCCCAGUUUUUUAAAGUUACACAAUCUGAAUGCAGUAGCAAAAUCCCAUGCAAGCAAUACUGUUUGGAGGUACAAACACAGUGUCCAUUUAUAUUACCAGAUAACGAUGAUGUCGUCUAUGGUGGGCUAUCAAGUUUCAUCUGUACAGGGCUGUAUGAACACUAUCCAACCAAUGCAGAACCAGAAUGCUGUGAUGUCAGAUGGGAUUUAUCGAGAGAUAACCAACCCAAAGGGACUAAAAAACAACAACAGGACUCAACGUUGUGUCACAGGACAUCACUCACAGCUUCAUCAGCAUCCAGACUGUGUAACAGCAAACUUAAACUGUGUGUUCUUGUACUGAUACUAUUACAUACCGUACUAGCAGUUUCAGCAGCACAAAACUCAACAGGACUGGGUUUUGAAAACAUAAGAAUUUUGGAAGACCAUUCAACAAAUGAGGAAUAGAAAAAGGGAAAUAUUUCACUGGAAAAACACACUUCUGGCCCACUCCAGCAAAACGCUACAGUCACAUGUAAUAAAACCGAUGUGCUUGUACCUUAUGACUAAUUUUUACAAGUCAGUCUGUGUAAAAAUGGCUAGACGGGCCAAGCUCCAAUCUUCAAGGACAAAAUGGGACAGCUUUUUAUUGACUAAAAGGCUGCAUGGUGACUUAAAUUUCUCACACCAUUUUAUACACUGUGUUUUAAUGUAUGGAUUUUUGUUUGAUUUUGCACUUGUUAAUACAGGAUUUUAUUUUUUGGGAUGGUUUCUCAAAGCUAUACUGAGUCUUUUCACUGUCUAUCAAUUUCUAACCAUUGUCUGUACUCAUCUUUUAUGUCCUGUCAAUUUCUACUAUUCAAGCAGAAGUGCUAUGAACACAAGCAUAGCAAACAAUAACAAAACUAGCAUCCAUUCUGCCCAUAUAAACCAUUGUUUUACCCAUUUCCUUAAAGCAAAAAACAAAAAUAAAAACGAAUACAACAUAUAUCACAAAACAAGAGAAUUAUAGAAUCUGCUUAGUUUUAACUGUGUGAAAUGUAAUAUGUACACCCAGGGACAACAGAAUGGGAAAAUCUUGUGGACUAUAGUUGGGAGAGGGUAAAAACACUUAAAAAUAACACUCUUACUUAAAAUUUUGGGCAGAUACUCCAUUUUCUGUGAACCUAUAGCAAAAUGUGUUGUUCAAGUUCCCAUUCAAAAAAAAAAAAAUGUCCAGUCUUUUCACUGGUCAGUUGAACAUGAGCAGCCUUUCAGAAUUCUGUAUGUUGAUCCAGUUAAGCUCAGUGAGUAAUAUAGUUGAAGGCCUUCACAUUGGAGGUAAAAAUUGUGGCAUUCAUUGUGAAUUCUGUGUUCAUUUCUGCUGUAGUUACAGUAUUUCGUAUCAUAAAGGUACAGUUUAUUUAUAUAUGUACACUAGCAACAUUCAGAUGGAAGUCCAGAGGAACACUGAAACCUUUUUUUUAUUGCUAAUUUCCUUCUAAACUAGUAAAGCAAGUGGGUCUUUGUUCAAUACAGGGAUUUCAUUUUUUGGGUGUAAUAGAAAUUAACUGGUUAGAUCGGUUGCAACAUUGGUCAAUAAAGGACAAUAAAGUACCCUAUUGGUCCUACCAGCAUUAGUUAUAAGAGAUAUGACAACUGGAAAUAGAUAUUUGCACUUGCUGUAGCUGAUAAAAUUCUUGUUAUGAUUGAUGGCAUUUGCUUUGGAUAAAUGUAGGUAUUUAUUGGCAAUCUAAAGCUAAUAGCCAUGAGACUGGGGCUGUGGCUAGUAUGGAGCUGCGUGGUCUCCAUAUGUUGCUGUACACCGUGCAGGGUGCCAUAUGUAAAGAUGCAUUUUCCUCCAAUAGCAGUGCAUGAUAAGGAAUAUGACAGGCAAAAAAAUCCAUAUAAAUUUGUAUAAAAUUGAGCUCCUGUGUAGUUGAAUGAGAGCCCUAUUACAGCACUGUACAAAAAGAAGCAGGUAUAUGGCCAUGUGCAUGAGGCUUUAGAAUUAGGGAGUGCUGUAUAUACUGUACUUAGAGGGGUCUUCGAGCUGAGAGGUAUUUUAAGCUAAUGCCUUCCUGUCGAGUGAACACAAUAGUAGCUAUAAUCACCUACCCUGCUCCACCAAAGCUUCUGCUUUAAGGCUGCCUGGUACCCUCUGCUCCCUUCUUUUUUCUAGUACUUGUUUGUUCUCCUGUUUGUUCAGACAGGGACUACUACUUAGCCCAGUGAUUGGCUGAGUGGGAAGUUCCUACUGAACAAAAUGUCUAAGGAACCAGGAAUAGGAGCAGAGCAGCAGGGACUGAGCAGCAUCAAGUGACAGCAGCAGGGAAGGUAAGCAUAACAACUUUUUUUUUUCACAUCAGCCAAAAUACCUCACUUCUCAGAAAACCCUUUAUAGUAGAUGUUUAAGAUUUGUAAAAAAAAAAAAACAUGGACUUCAGUAUUACAGCUCCACCACAAGGAGGCUGUGCUACAAUAUUUCACAAAGCUUGCAGAUAUUAGUGCACCAUUGUGGAAAAAAAUUAGACCAUUUUUUUCUUUUUCUCAUUUAACUCCUUUACAUUAAAAAAUCUCCAACCAGAAAACAUAUGUAUAAACCGGUGCAGUAAAUGGAUUUAUUGGGUGGGAUUUAUCAAAACCUGCCCAGAGGAAAAGCUGCCAAGUUGCCCAUAGACCAAUCAGAUUGCUUCUUUCAGUUUUUUAGAGGCCUUUUCAAAAAUGAAAGAAGCGAUCUGAUUGGUUGCUAUGGGCAAAUGAGUAACCUUUCCUCUAGACAGGUUUUGAUCAAUCUACCCCAUAGUCACCAAGUCCAAAACAAACCCCAUUUAAGUCCUGUUUAGAACGCUACUAGAUUGUAUUAUCAAGAAAUAGGUAUGAACAAGAUAACAGAACAGAAUGCAAUUGUGGGUUAGCUUGUAUUAUACGCCAGCGACUAUGUUUCUAUUUGGAGUAGGCACCAGUUAUUGAACCCUCUGUGCACAUCUGUGAAUGCUGAUAUUUAUUGAGAUUACAAAGCUCAAUUUAAUCGAUUACAAAGAGGCCUAUGACAUCUUACAGUAUUUCAAUGUGCUUAAGUGGAUACCAUACCAUGCAGUGGUAUAUGUUCAUUAGCAUUGCCGCCAUUUAAAAAACAACAUUUUUAAGUUGUUUAUUUUACAUUUUGCAGUAACAUAUUAAAGGAAGGAAAAACUUAUAAGGGCUGUUAAAAUAAUUAAACUCAGUUUCCUUCCUAUUCUCUUUCUACACUUGGGAAGUGCACUUCAACAAUGUUUGCUGUGUAGCAGGGAUAUGAAGGAAAAUACUUUAAGAGCAAACACAAUGUCUUGUUUGAGAGGCCUCCCCUAUUAUACGCUUCAUUUUUACUUCUUGUCUCUACUUCAUCAACUACCUGAGAUACGUAGGAAGAACUAAUACUAUGCAUUUUUCACUUUUAACCAACAUUCUUCUUAGUACUAAUCGUAAAGAAAUUGCGCUGAAACUCGUAAGUGAGUCAUUUGUACAUAAAAGCGCAAUAACAAAAAAUUGCACCAGAAGUAAAAAAAAAAAUUGAAAAAAAAAAUUAUCUAUAUAUGUGUGAUAUUUAUUUAUGUUAUCUUUUUUGAAUCACCUUCAGUAUCAUCUUUAUGUUCGGGAAUACAUGGUGCUUUUCUUGUCGGUCAGGCACGUUGUAAUGUCAUUUACAUACUGCAAAAAUAAGACUAGUAGAAUGAAUAAUAUAUAUAUAUAUAAAAAGCCUUAAUUAAUGGUAGAAUGUAGAUUUUUAGGUAGAUAGUGUAUUUAAAUAUAGUGGAGCAAUAACUGGGUGGUACGCUAGUACAAUAGAGAAGAGCAAUGAUGGGGCAAUGUUUAAAAAGCACUUAGCAGGUGAGCUCUUGUUCAACUGAUCUACUGUUUAAGUACCUGUAUGUAUGGUCAGUAAACAGUUUGUUCUAACCUUUAUCUACCUCUGCUGGGCAAAGGCCAAUCAACAGUCUUUUCUUUAUGUUGUUGUGCUAUGUGUACUAUGUGUCAUAUCAAUUCCAUUUUCAUUCAUCUUUUUACAUAUUGCACCAUAACAGUAGCAAAGUUCUUAUAAUUCAUAUCAAUAAAUGGUACUUUGGAUUGUCAAAAUAAUACAAUAAUACUUUUGAAAACUCUGAAGCUGCUGUAUUCUUCUAUGGUAUGACUGGUAAAUAAGACUUCUAUGUUUGUCUUCUGCUUAAAAAAAUGUGGAAUUAUGAUUGUGUCAUGAUAUUUAAAGACAGAUUUCAGGAAAUUAACAAAUGUUAUAAUGUCAUCUUAGUUGCCAAUUUAUCAUUAUAAUGAAUGAACAGUCUACCAUAUUGCUGGUUCAUAUAUUGUAUGUAUGUAGCUUAAUACAAAUAUGCAACUUUGACUGGCAUUCAUACUCUAUCCCACUACAUCUUCUACAGUAUCUAUCUAUCUAUUUAUCAUCGAUCUAUCUAUCUAUCAAUCUAUCUAUCCAUCCAUCCCUCCAUCCAUCCAGCACUCCAAAUAGAUUAAAGCAAAAAUGUUGUUUAUUGACCCAUGGUCAGCAGUGGAUGCGACG
This is a messenger RNA of Hyla sarda, 6192 nucleotides long. It is a transcript of the gene NALF1, whose product is annotated as NALCN channel auxiliary factor 1. Gene Ontology annotation, biological process: calcium ion import across plasma membrane. The record is from RefSeq and is a predicted model, not a curated record. NCBI's taxonomy places the organism in Eukaryota, Metazoa, Chordata, Amphibia, Anura, Hylidae. Gene Ontology annotation, cellular component: plasma membrane. Bases 865 to 2022 code for a protein of 385 amino acids. Gene Ontology annotation, molecular function: stretch-activated, monoatomic cation-selective, calcium channel activity. The transcript is spliced from 4 exons.